Anguilla rostrata (American eel) is the source of this 7127-nucleotide messenger RNA. RefSeq names its product ephrin type-A receptor 3-like. The coding region runs from base 149 to 3094 and encodes 981 amino acids. Gene Ontology annotation, cellular component: plasma membrane; dendrite. Gene Ontology annotation, biological process: protein phosphorylation; axon guidance; ephrin receptor signaling pathway. Gene Ontology annotation, molecular function: transmembrane-ephrin receptor activity; protein binding; ATP binding. Lineage: Eukaryota; Metazoa; Chordata; Actinopteri; Anguilliformes; Anguillidae. The record is from RefSeq and is a predicted model, not a curated record. The transcript has 17 exons.
AUGCGCGCAGACUCCUCCUCAUCUCCGGUGUCAAACUUGACAUCAGUCUCCGAGCCGAGAAUGGUAACUUGUGUCGGAAUCGGCGAUCCCGCAUCAGUGGCAUGCUUUAUGGAGUUAUAUACCUCUCUUUUCCCUCUGAACCACCGUCAUGGACUGCAAACCCUCUGUCCUUUUUCUUAUCCUCUUCGCGCUCGUUUGCCAAGGACAUCUGACUAACCAUCACUCCAAUGAAGUUAACCUGCUUGAUUCCAAAGCAAGCCAGGGGGAGCUGGGGUGGAUCUCCUACCCGUCACAUGGGUGGGAAGAGAUCAGCGGUGUGGACGAGCACUACACACCAAUCCGCACCUUCCAGGUGUGCAACGUCAUGGAGUACAGCCAGAACAACUGGCUGCGGACCAACUGGAUCCCUCGGAACUCCGCCCAGAAGAUUUACGUGGAGCUCAAGUUCACCCUGAGGGACUGUAACAGCAUCCCCUUGGUCUUGGGGACCUGCAAGGAGACUUUCAACCUCUACUACAUGGAGACGGAGGAGGACCAGGGUGACCAGUUCUGGGAGCACCAGUUCUCCAAGAUCGACACCAUCGCGGCCGACGAGAGCUUCACGCAGACGGACCUGGGCGACCGCAUCCUCAAGCUGAACACCGAGGUGCGGGAGGUGGGGCCCGUCGCCCGGAAGGGCUUCUACCUGGCCUUCCAGGACGUGGGGGCCUGCGUGGCGCUGGUGUCGGUGCGAGUGUACUUUAAGAAGUGCCCGUUCACGGUCAGGAACCUGGCCACGUUCCCUGACACGGUGCCCACCGACUCCCAGGCGCUGGUGGAGGUCCGGGGGUCCUGCGUCAAUAACUCCAGGGAGGCGGAGCCUCCGAGGAUGUACUGCAGCACGGAGGGGGAGUGGCUUGUGCCUAUUGGAAAAUGCCUGUGUGACAUCGGCCAUGAACCACGGGGGGCCACCUGCCAAGUCUGCAGGCCUGGCUUCUAUAAGUCUUCUCCUGGGAACCUGCGGUGCUCAAAGUGCCCUCCCCACAGCUAUACCCUCCAGGAGGGCUCUGCCCACUGCAGCUGUGAGAAGAACUUCUUCCGCUCUGAGGCAGACCCCACCUCUAUGGCCUGCACCCAGCCGCCGUCCGCCCCCCGAAACGUAAUCUCAGUCAUCAACGAGACCUCGGUCAUCCUGGACUGGGGCUGGCCGGCUGACUCUGGCGGAAGGAAGGACGUGACCUUUAACGUGCUGUGCAAGCGGUGCUUCGCGGGGCAGCGGCAGUGCGAGGCCUGCAGGGGGGCAGUGCGUUUCUUGCCCCGCCCCGCUGGGCUCAGCAACACCACGGUGACCGUCACCGACCUGCUGGCGCACACAAACUACACCUUCGAGAUCGAGGCACUGAACGGAGUCUCUGCCCUGGUGCCCUCCCAGCGUCAGUUCGCCGCUGUCUCCAUAACAACAAACCAAGCAGCUCCGUCGGCAGUGGCAGUGAUCAGGAAGGACCGGACAUCGCGGAACAGCAUCUCCUUGUCCUGGCUGGAGCCUGAGAGGCCCAAUGGCAUCAUCCUGGACUACGAGGUCAAGUUCUAUGAGAAGCAGGAGCAAGAGACAAGUUAUACUAUCCUGAGGGCGAAAGGCACCAACGUUACUCUAAACGGGCUGAAACCGGACACCGUCUACCUGCUGCAGAUACGCGCUCGCACUGCUGCUGGGUAUGGAGCCAGCAGCCGCAAGUUUGAGUUUGAGACCAGUCCCGACUCCUUCUCCAUCUCCAGUGAGAACAGCCAGGUGGUGCUGAUAGCCAUUUCCUCGGCUGUAGCCAUUAUCCUCCUGUCGGUGGUGGUGUACCUGCUCCUGGGCAGGUUUUGUGGGUACAGUAAAUCAAAACACCCAGAUGAAAAAAGACUUCCCUUUGGUAAUGGCCACUUGAGACUUCCAGGGAUCCGGACCUAUGUGGACCCACACACUUACGAGGACCCAAGUCAGGCCAUCCAUGAAUUUGCCAGAGAACUGGACGCCUCUUGCAUAGCUAUCGACAAGGUGGUCGGGGCAGGUGAGUUUGGGGAGGUGUGCAGCGGCCGUCUGAAGCAGCCCUCAAAGAAAGAGACCUGCGUGGCGAUCAAAACCCUCAAGGCGGGAUACACGGAAACACAGAGGCGGGACUUCCUGAGCGAGGCCAGCAUCAUGGGACAGUUUGACCACCCCAAUAUCAUUAGGUUGGAGGGCGUGGUCACUCGCAGUAAACCGGUCAUGAUCGUGACAGAAUACAUGGACAAUGGAUCCUUGGAUAGCUUCUUGCGAAGGCAUGAUGCCCAGUUCACGGUGAUCCAGCUGGUGGGCAUGCUGCGUGGCAUCGCCUCGGGCAUGAAGUACCUCUCGGACAUGGGCUACGUCCACCGGGACCUGGCCGCCCGCAACAUCCUGGUCAACAGCAACCUGGUGUGCAAGGUGUCCGAUUUCGGCCUGUCCCGGGUGCUGGAGGACGACCCCGAGGCCGCCUACACAACAAGAGGAGGUAAAAUUCCAAUCAGGUGGACUGCGCCAGAAGCCAUUGCCUACCGGAAGUUCACCUCAGCCAGUGAUGCCUGGAGUUACGGCAUUGUGGUGUGGGAGGUGAUGUCCUAUGGAGAGAGGCCUUACUGGGAAAUGUCCAAUCAGGAUGUGAUCAAGGCAGUGGACGAGGGGUACCGCCUGCCCCCUCCUAUGGACUGCCCUGCAGCCCUGUACCAGCUGAUGCUCGAUUGCUGGCAGAAAGACCGCAACAACCGGCCCAAGUUUGACCACAUAGUAAGCAUCCUGGACAAGCUGAUCCGGAACCCCAGCAGCCUGAAGAUCAUCGCCAACGCCCCCAGCCCAGAAAACAUGCUCUUGGACAGGACGGGUGCUGACAUUGCCACUUUUUGCUCCAUGGGUGACUGGCUAGAGAGCAUGCAGACGUUGCCUUGCAAGGACAUCUUCAACGGGGCCAGCUACAGCUCCUGCAACACCCUGGCCAAGACCUCUACAGAGGACUUCAAACAGGUUGGCGUGACGAUCCUAGGUCCACAGAAGAAGAUUGUGAGCAGUAUCACGGCGCUUGAAACACACGCAAAGAAUGGCCCGGUUCCCGUCUGAACGUAUGUACAGAGAAACCAUUGUCUCCGCCGCGUCAAAAAGACGAGAAUUCAACAAAGGGGGAGAGGGAGGGGUGGGGCGGGUGGGGGGAUAGGAUGGUACAAAUUGAAAAUGCUGAGAUGAAAUGACAAAGUCAGAGGCAACAUCUCGGGAGAGCAAAGAAGGACAGGGACUCUGGGGGGCUGGUGGUGUACGAGAAGAAAACAGCUUUCUGCUGAUGAUGGGUUGCCGUAUAAAGGAUUAAAGACAGCAAGACAUUACUCUGAGGAUCAGAAAGCCCCUUUCAGCACCAUGGGCUGGGAGCGGGGUAUUUCUAUGGUUCCUGGAAGUGCCCAAGAAGCAAAGAGGACUUGGCAUUUGUGCGAGCAUUAGCGGCUUGCAGAAACAUCAAGCGCAAAUUCACCAUUAUUCAGGUGUUUACCUCUGAAGGCUUCUGACUCAUGAUGAAGGAGAUUUUUAACACCUAUACCAUCGCAUAGCAAUAAACUGCUGCCUUGGCUGGAAACAGAAACAAGAUUUGACGGUAAAUGAACUGCAGGAAGCAGGCUGAGUCACACGCUUCCUGGGGAUCUGUAUGACAUCAGCAGAGAUCCACCUCUACUGCUCACUCGGCGCUUUUGACUUAGUCCACGUGUACACGGAGUAAACUCGAUAAAAUUUUCUCCAACCGACUGCCUGUGGUUUAUGACUCACUUGAUUCAUGACAAGUCAUGGUCUUUCUUCCUGGGGUUAUAGCUGAAGUGUCCCUACAAAUAGGUUUCAGGCUCUCAAAUCCUUCUGUCGUUUUAGCAUAAGGGAGGAUUUCUGUAGGACAUGGCCAUUGACAGAAUAUUUUUAAUAGAUUUUUUCUUUUAAUAGAUUAAUUACUUUUAGAGAGUACUGAAUAUUUCAACAAGUUAAGAACAAACACCUUCACAACAAACACAAACACCUUCUCUCUUCCCACUCACAGAUUCUGAGCAAAAACAAUAAACUAAAACAACAAACUAAAAUAUCAAAGACAAAAGAAAGCUGAACUGAGCAGCGAGCUGAAAAGCUUUUCAGCAAACCAGCUCUUCCAGCUUUUCAGCGACGGUUUACUUUUUUUUUGUGCGUGGACAAACAGAACUCAAACACUUGCUCUCUCGGCAUAUGCUCCCGGUCAUAGCCGCAAAUUGUGGAGAGGAACACACCUUUUAAGCACCUGGGCUGAUUAGUUAAUACCACCCAGGUGUGUGUGCUCUCUCCACCAGCCGGUGUGGCUGAGACAAAUCCGCUUCUCCAGCGGACUGAAUAUCACACCGUCUUAUGCAUCAAAAAAGCAGAAGUAGUUUAUUUUUUAUAACUGCCAAUUCUAGCUGAUAAAUGAGACGCUGUACAUCUUCCUGUUAAAAUAAUGCAAAGGCAAUAUAAAGUGCUGUUCAUGCACCACUAACACAGAAAAAAGCACAGUCAGCCAUAGUUUCGAUGGGGCAAAGAACUGAAGGUGUUUUGGAUCUAGACUUUUGAAAAAUAUAUGUGGAAAUCCAACCACUGACUAAGCAUUAUGUUCUUUUGUUUAUUUGACUGAAAACAAGUUUGCACAUAUUUUUACCUCCUCAGUAAAUCCUCAUGUUGUAAACAAAAGGUUCUUCCCUUACUUAAUAGUUAUAAUAAAAUAUCUGAUGUAGAAUACAUAUUUCCUAAAUAGCUCUUAAAUUAUUAUUGUAAUUCAAAGAUGUGCAAUGAGGAGGUGUGCUUUCAUUUACCAGAUAUUAAUGUGACUCGGAACUAAUUCUAUGAAGAAUUAGUUACAAAACCUGGUAUUCCUAGUCUUGCGAUAGAAAGAGGGCACCAGGGAGCCCUUAUUAAAUCACAUACAAACUCUUAUUAAAUCACAUACAAACACAUACAAAUAUGCAUGUGAAUAGGCACAUAUACGCACCCAGCUUUUUCAUGCCCCCAUUUUUUUAAUGUCAUAAAUUACAGAUAUUUCUUCACAGUUUGCAAAUUGGAGACACUCUGCUUAACGGCUGACUGUAUUAUGAUAGGUGAUUAAAUCAGAAUGCCAUUCACCGCCUCAUUUUGGGACCACCUCAGGACCUCUGCACAUCAUCUGAGAGGGAAGAAAGGAAGGGGCAAGGGAGGGUGAAAACUUGCAAGUUGGACCUUAGUUAUCCAAGUCUUUGUUCCCACACAGUUUCUUACAAGAGUUAGUAUCAAUUAACGGGGUACAGGAAUUAUCAUAAUACUGCAGUAAGGCUCCUUUAAACUAUUCAUAUUCUUAACUUCAUGUCUGUUCAACCUAACCUCACAAGUCAGCCCUGCUCAUGGAAAAUGUAGUGUCUGUGAAAAUUUUCACAGAUGUCCACAGUUGGCCCAUAGUGCUACACUCUUUAAUUCAGCUGGUCCGUUUCCAUCUUUGUCCACAAUGCCAAGAAACCAUUGUUGGAAAAAAAACAAAAAAACAUGUAAUGAAAGGAACAAAACAAUAGGCAGGACAUUUUCAUGUUGGGAUUUAGCUUAGGACCUAACCCGAGACUGGACAUUUGCCGUUUCAAACAUCUAAGUAGAUUGCCUGGAAACUGCGGGAUCAUAUUAGGAGCAGGGAUUGGUUUCUGAGCAUAGCUUUUACUGGAAGGACAGCAUUAACUUGACGACCAGAGGUGUUAAAUGUGUCAUGGAAAGAGAUCCAUUUUGGUUCACGAUGAGGCCUGAGAUCCUGGAAGCAUUGGCUUAAAAAUUGAAUAUAAAUUGUGAAAAGGAAAUUUGAAUGAAUUAAUAAAACCUUAUUAAAAAACAUGAGCAGAUAUUAUGAAAAGGAGACAGCAAACUUCAUAUGGAUCUGGGGGCAUCUUUGAUAGCAAUCAUAAACAGUCCCUUUCAUACUGUAUGUAUGACUUCUGGUUUACAGCUGUGAGAAGGCAAUAGAUGUGAGCUAUUAAAUUAAUUUGCAAUCUAUCAGCAAUAAUGUCUUUUGCAAUUCGACAAAAAUUGAUUCACAAGAAGAUCACAGGCCCCAUGGUGGACAUAGCUACUGUAGACAAUGACUCACUAUGGUACGUAGCAGUGGUUCUCAAACUCAGGCCUGGGGAACCCCUGUGUAUGCUGGAUUUAGUUCCAACCACAAUUGCAAUCCCAGACCUCUAAUAGGUUUUUCUUAAUUGUACGUUAUAUGUUUUCAGGGAUUAUUUGCCAUCUUAAGUCACAUUAUGUCAGAAAUAGCUAUGCACGUCAUGGAGAAUAACAGUUCCAUGUUCACAUUGUGCUGAUUGCAAUUGAUUACUGUACAUAAAAAGAGGUGAUAGAAACUAAUGAUCAAAUUAACUGGUGAAAGUGUUAGGCCAUUAGAUAAUGAAAAAUGAGAAAUCAAAGCUUAUUAUAACAAGCCAAUCCUAUGUUUUGUUAAGGAAAUCCUAUUAAAGAACUGAAGCACGUGUGUUCCACAACCUUAAUUGAAUAAGAUGCGUUGGAACAAAAACCCACAUGCACAGGACUCACCCAGGAUCAAGUCUGAGAUCGACUGGUACAUAGCAUGAGCACAUCUCUGUGUCUCCCUGUUUCCUUCGCCCUGUGUAAAUGGUGACCCCUAUAACUAGCCUGUAUAUAUGUAAACAGGAUAUCGUAAUAAUGGCAAUUCUCGACAUGAGACUACUGCUACUUACAUGGCCAUACAUUUGUACAAAUGUUUGUAAAUAAAAAAGAAUGAACAUGAAUAUUUGUGCAAGACAAAAAAAACCCUUUGUAUUAUAUUUUUGUUAUUUUGUAUUGUACUUUUUACAUAAAAAACACAAUUAUUGUUUACUUAUUUAUUUGUUAAGGGAUAAAGUGCAGAUGUGAAUGUUUUGUAGCAUACAGUAAGUUAUGGCAUUGUUAUGUGACAAUUUUACCUGUGCAUUUACAUUAUAAUCUUGUAUUUUCAAAGAACAAUACUGUCAUGUGCCCCCCCUCCCGUCUGCUUUAUAGAUUUUUGUGUCUGUGUGUAUGCAAGCGUUAAUGGCUGUCUACUAAUGAAAAAUGAUUUGUAGUAGAAACAUAUUUUUAUAAUAAACAUAAUGGAAGUAUUUUUAAAAGA